Molecule: messenger RNA, 459 nt
Organism: Penicilliopsis zonata CBS 506.65
Lineage: Eukaryota; Fungi; Ascomycota; Eurotiomycetes; Eurotiales; Aspergillaceae
Exons: 3
Coding region: 1-459 (152 amino acids)
Source: RefSeq, a predicted model, not a curated record
AUGGCGCUCUCCGUCCUCCUUUUCUUGCUCCCUCUCUCUGCCAUGGCAGUCCCUUCUCCAUCACGGACCCUAAACAAAAGAUCUGUGACCUGUCUUGAUGUUGGCAAUCAGGCCACCGCGUCCUGGACCAAUGCUGCAGGGGAGAGUUGCACCUUUGUCGGAACCGUUGGGAGCAACUACGGGACCAAUAGUGAUGACGAGGGAGACUACUCAUGCAAUGGUCGCUGUGGGGAAGGAUGCACCGGAUUUUCAAUUGGCAACGUGUAUACACAAGAUUGCUUCUCCCACGACAUCUGCUCAUAUUUUAACGACGCGACUGGGGGAGCGAGUGAUCCAAACUGUGGUGCCGCAUACGUUGCUGCUGAAGAUGAUUUCUUGUUUGGAUACAUUGACGGAUGCUCGCAAACGAAUCCAACCGAAGCAGUGGUGAAGCCAACAACCACUCCAACAUGCACAUAG